This is a messenger RNA of Suncus etruscus (white-toothed pygmy shrew), 1449 nucleotides long. RefSeq names its product matrilin 3 (gene MATN3). Gene Ontology annotation, molecular function: calcium ion binding. The transcript is spliced from 8 exons. The coding region runs from base 1 to 1449 and encodes 482 amino acids. NCBI's taxonomy places the organism in Eukaryota, Metazoa, Chordata, Mammalia, Eulipotyphla, Soricidae. The record is from RefSeq and is a predicted model, not a curated record.
AUGGCGCACCACCUCCGGGGGCUCGUCCUGCUGCUCUGGCCGCUGCUUCUGCUGCUCCCCCCUACUUCCCCCAACCCUUUGGCACGGCAGGGUCUCCGGAGGUUGGGGUCCCGUGGCCCAGGGGGGAGCCCAGGUCACCGGCCGGCUCUAGCAGCUCCCACCAGCGAGCCCUAUUCGGGGGGCGGCCAGCCUGGAGGGGCCCAAGGAGCAGGUGUUUGCAAAAGUAGACCCUUGGACUUGGUGUUCAUCAUCGAUAGUUCUCGAAGUGUCCGGCCCCUAGAGUUCACCAAAGUGAAAACCUUUGUCUCAAAGAUCAUCGACACUCUGGACAUCGGGGCAGCAGACACGCGGGUGGCAGUGGUGAACUAUGCCAGCACUGUGAAGAUUGAGUUCCACUUGGGGACCCAUUCGGAGAAGCAGGCCCUGAAGCAGGCAGUGGCUCGGAUCACACCUUUGUCCACCGGCACCAUGUCAGGCUUGGCCAUCCAGACAACCAUGGAUGACGUCUUCACUGUGCAGGCAGGCGCUCGGGGACCCAAUGCCAACAUCCCUAAGGUGGCUAUCAUCGUGACAGAUGGGAGGCCCCAGGACCAGGUGAAUGAGGUGGCAAGGCGGGCCCGAGCCGCUGGCAUUGAGCUCUAUGCUGUGGGUGUGGACCGGGCAGACAAAGAGUCCCUCAAAUUGAUGGCCAGUGAACCGCUGGAAGAGCAUGUAUUCUAUGUGGAGACCUACGGGGUAAUUGAGAAACUUUCCUCCAGAUUCCAGGAAACCUUUUGCGCUGUGGACUUGUGUAUGCUGGGCACACACCAAUGCCAGCACGUGUGUGUCAGUGAUGGGAAUGGCCAACACCAUUGUGAGUGCAGCCAGGGGUACACACUGAAUGCUGACCAGAAGACUUGUUCAGAGAUUGAUAAGUGUGCUCUUAACACUCAUGGAUGUGAACAUAUCUGUGUGAACGACAGAACUGGCUUUUAUCACUGUGAAUGCUAUGAAGGUUAUUCCUUGAAUGAAGACAAGAAAACUUGCUCAGCUCAAGAUCAGUGUGCUUUUGGCACACACGGCUGCCAGCACAUCUGUGUAAAUGAUAAUGCUGGGGUCCAUCACUGUGAAUGCUUUGAGGGCUAUGCUCUGAAUGCAGAUAAAAAAACAUGUUCAGUGCGGAACAAGUGUGCCCUGGAGUCUCAUGGCUGCCAGCACAUCUGUGUGAAUGAUGGAGUCGCUUCCUACCACUGCGACUGUUAUGCAGGCUACACCUUGAACGAGGACCAGAAGACAUGCUCAGCCAUUGAAGAAGCACGAAGACUCAUCUCCAUAGAAGAUGCUUGUGGCUGCGAAGCUACACUGGCAUUCCAGGAUAAGGUCAGCACAUACCUGCAGAGACUCAAUGCCAGACUUGAUGACAUUUUAGAGAAACUGCAAGCAAAUGAAUAUGGACAAAGACAUCGUUAA